ACCACCAUGCGUUUCAGCAUCGUGUUCCUCGCUUUGUUUGCCCUCGCGGCGGCCGUUCCUACGGUUCCCAAGCUCCAUGCUGCCGAUCAGGAUUUCUUGGCCAAGCAACAGGAUGUGAUUCACCUGUUGGAAAACAUUGCGGGUCAACUUCCCAACGAUCACCUUCGUAAUAUCGGUAGCACCUACGAGUUCGAGCCCUACCUAAAGAACUACGAGAAUCCAUCCGUAGUGAAGUACUACCUCGGCCUCUACGCCACCGGACACGUGCAGCCCCAGCACACCCCGUACUCGUACUCGGUGAGCCAGCUCAGAAAGGAAGUGGCUCUUCUGACCCAGAUCUUUUUGGGCGCCAAGGACUACGUUACCUUCCUGAGCGCUACCGCCUGGGCUCGCGUCCACGUUAACCAGGACCAAUUUGUCACCGCCUUUGCCCAAGCUGUUCUUCAACGUCACGACUUGCAGGGUGUCAUCCUCCCAGCUCCGUACGAAGUCUACCCACACUACUUCUUCGACGCCAGAAUCAUACAAAAAGUUCAAGACCACGUCAACAAUCAUAUCGCCGAUUACCAGACUCAAGGCGACAAACAUGAAGUUCAUACCAUCCACGUCAACUACACCUCUUACCUGCCAUACGAUGAGAACAAGAUUGCCUACUUCACCGAGGACAUUGGCUUGAGCGCCUAUUACUCCUACGUCCAGCUGUCUGGUUACAUGAUGCCAUACGGUGAACAUGGUUGGACUGACGAAACUACUCCCCACCACAUUGGCCAUGGUUCUCACUAUUACUACGUUCACCAGCAAUUGUUGGCCCAUUACAACCUCGAGCGUCUUGGUCAGGGACUUGGACCCAUCCAUCCCCUCGACGAUUACUACGAACACAUCGAGACCCCGUACAAACCGAACCUCCGUUACCUCAACGGCAUCAACUUCCCGGGCCGCGACGAGCACAUCUACGUCACCAACAAACACCACUCUUACGAACUGAUCAAGCUGGUCCGCAUCUUGGAACGAAGGAUCCUUGAUGCUAUCGACGCUGGACAAGUUAUCACGCCCCAGGGUGCCUUCUUGUCCCUGUACCAACCGCAAGGUCUCAACAUUCUCGGUGAACUGAUUGAAGGUACCGGCCGCAGCAUCAACCCUAGAUACUACGGCAGCUACAUGUACGUCGCCAGACAACUGCUUGGACAAUCACCCUACUUUAGCAGCAUCUACGAGUACUCCCCGUCGGCUCUUGAGCUAGGCCAAACCGCCGUCCGUGACCCCAUCUUCUACCAAUUGUACAACAAGAUCAUCGAAAUGUUCCACUACUACCAAGAAAGUCUUCCAGCUUACCAGUACAGCGAUCUCAUCGUACCUGGUGUCAGCAUCGAGAAGGUCGAUGUUAGCGAGCUCAUCACCUACUUCAGUGAUUACGAAGUUGAUCUCGCCAACGCCAUUGCCCAGCCCGUUGGAGGAUCCCACGAACACCAACCCUUCCCCAAGGUUGUUGCUCACCUCAAGAGGCUCGACCACAAACCAUACGAGUUCAGCAUCCACGUCAACUCCGAGAAAGUCCUGCCCGGCGCAGUCUUCCGCGUUUACGUCGGACCUAAAUACAACUACGAUGGACAACCGAUCGACAUCACCACUCACCGCCAUUAUUUCUACGAACUGGAUCAGUUUGUUUACGAUCUAACUGAAGGAAAGAACAUCAUUGUCAGAAACUCUCACGAAGCUACCGGCCAAAGCUACGACUGGCCAACGGUCAGCCAACUCAAGGAACGCGUCCAGGGUGCUUUCCGUUCCCAGAACCCAUACUACAUCCACUACCCCGAACAGCUGUACAGUUUCCCAGCCAGGCUGAGCCUUCCCAAGGGAUCCCCAAGCGGUUUCCCACUUCAAUUCUUCGUCAUCGUUUCUGCUGCUGGACAACCCCUGAACCUUCACUAUGGACCAGUCGUUGCGGAACAAUGGAGAACAUACCAACCCCACCACUACCAAGUAGUUGGCACCAAGGAAUACGAACAAUUCACGAGGAACCCAGUCGAUAAGAUUCACGGUGGUUACCAACACGUCGAAGUGAUCCCCGACUUUGACGCUCAAAUCAUCACUCACGGAAACUUCCACUACGGGUAUUUGUACAAGAAAUACCCAGGCAGCUACUACUACCCACGCUGGCAACAAACUCACUACGAAUACGGUAGCCACCCCAGCUUGAAGGAACACCAUGGAGUCGAACAGCACGUAGGUGAUUACAGCCACCAGUACGCAUCUCCUUACACUGGCAGCUUACCUCAAAGUGGUACCUACAAGUACCCAUACGCCUACCAGAAGGUCGUCGAGAAUGGUCCACAAGGGUCGUACCAACAGAGCAUCUACAAACAGGGCAUGUACGAAAGCAAAAGCCAGGACGUGUACCACGGCAGUGGAUACUACUCGGGUAGCCAGUACAGCACCGUUGCCAGCACCUACCCAGUGAACAAAGGACGCGAGGAGUACAUCCACAAUUAUUACCAGAACAAGUACAUUGGUGAUGUGAUCGGUGGUGGAAUCUCUCUGGACAACAAGCCUCUUGGUUAUCCAUUCGACAGGCCAUUGGCUAACAGUGCCAUGUACGUGCCCAACAUUUACAUCGCUGAUGCCAUUGUCUACCACGAAGACGAGAAAAUCACAGAGUACUGAGCUUCACGAUUCCUAGUUUAAAUUUAUUUA
Copidosoma floridanum is the source of this 2691-nucleotide messenger RNA. RefSeq names its product hexamerin 110 (gene Hex110). NCBI's taxonomy places the organism in Eukaryota, Metazoa, Arthropoda, Insecta, Hymenoptera, Encyrtidae. The record is from RefSeq and is a predicted model, not a curated record.